CAAGCUUCUACGGUGGCGUCACGGUUGGCUUAACCGCAGCGACGACCGUGCUUGCCAGGUGCUCCGCCAACCUCGACUUCGUGUUCCACAGCAGCGUCGCCGACACCCAAGGGGUGUGAACGACAUCCUCUAUGACGGUCUCACUUGCUCGUGGCGGGAUGGCACUGUCCGUUCUGCUUGCGCUGGUCUCACUAACCUCACCUGCAUACGCAGCUCAGAACCGAUCGACAUUGCGUGGUAGCUUCUCUCCAUAUCAAUACGACUUGUCGCCAUUGGCUGUGGCUAAUACGAGGCCAGAGAAGUGCCCACCGUGCUUCAAUUGUCAAUUGGACGCAUUCGAUUGUGGACAGUUCGGAGAGUGUUCAACAUAUGAUGGACAGUGCAAAUGUCCGCCAGGAUGGGCAGGGAUUGACUGCUUGACACCACAAUGCGACUCUCUGGCGGACGGAGAAUGGAGAAGACAACGAGAACCGGGUCAAAAAUGCGACUGCAAGGAUGGUUGGGGUGGUGCGAACUGUAACGUGUGCAAGACGGAUAGCGCGUGUGUCGGGUUUCCUCUCGCUGGGAAGCCAGUGGAGGACGGAGAGGAGGUCAACAAUAUGACAUGCUACAAGGGCGGUGUAACUGUCUUCGAGAACCACCAAAUAUGCGCAGUGACGAACCGCAAGAUCAUCGAUAUGCUUCCGGAUCGUCCUCCCGAGGUGACGUUCAGUUGCGACAAGCCGGCAGCUACUUGUCAGUUCCAGUUCUGGACUGCGCAGGAGGAAUCGUUCUACUGCGCACUGGACACGUGCUCGUUUGGGAUGGAGGCGGACUAUGACAGCAACACCACUCGCUACGCGUGUGAAAACAUGAAGUGCAAGUGUGUCCCUGGUCGAUUCAUAUGCGGUGAGAACGGCAGUGUCGACAUCUCGGACUUCUUGAAGGACGAAAUCAGGGGCCCUGUUUCUUUCAGCUGCAAGACGGGCCAAGACUGCAAAUUCGAGGAGCCUGCCAUGAACGAACUGAUUGAUACUAUGUUCGGUGAUCGUUACAUCACAUUGCAGUGUGACGGCGGAGAGUGCUUGCACUAUUCCCAGGUGCCCGGCUACGUGCCCCCGCUCAAACCGGAUAGCAGUCGCUUCAUCGCGUUGAGCGCAGCAGGAGCAGGCUUGUUUGUUAUCAUUGCAACAGCAAUCUUCUGGUACGCAGGGAGGACACGUUCAGGUGACUUUGGUCGCAUUCGGUUGCCCGAGAGCGAGACCGCGAGGCUCAUGUCCGAGCAUGUCGCCACGUCCUUGCACUUCUCUGACAUCUCCUACUCGCUCGGAAACCGCACAAUUCUCGACUCCGUCUCUGGCUCGGUCAAGCCUGGUCAGCUCAUGGCAAUCAUGGGCGCCUCGGGCGCGGGCAAGUCGACGUUCCUCGACAUCCUUGCACGGAAGAACAAGCGUGGCGUCGUGAAUGGGCGAACGCUCGUCAAUGGACGGGAAGUUGCAGACGAGGAUUUCAAGAAGAUGAUGGGCUUCGUGGACCAGGAGGACACGCUGAUGAGCACGCUGACUGUGUAUGAGACCGUGCUGUACUCUGCGCUGCUGAGGCUGCCGCGCGAGAUGAGUCUAGAGGCGAAGAAGUUCAGGACGCUGGAAACGAUGCAUGAAUUGGGAAUCCUCGGCAUAAAGGAUGCACGCAUUGGCGACUCUGGCCGCAGAUCCAUCUCCGGAGGUGAGAAGCGCCGCGUUUCAAUAGCUUGCGAACUCGUCACCAGCCCUUCGAUUCUAUUCCUGGACGAGCCGACGAGCGGUCUGGAUGCCUUCAAUGCACUGAGCGUCAUCUCCAGCUUGGUCACACUCGCGAAGGACUACAACCGCACCGUGCUGUUCACGAUCCAUCAACCGCGCAGUAACAUCGUCUCCCUCUUCGAUCAGUUGCUUGUUCUCGCGCAAGGCAAGCUGAUCUACUCUGGCGAUGCGGACAAAUGCGGGGAGUACCUGGCUGCAAUUGGACACCCAUGCCCACCGGGUUUCAACAUUGCUGACUUCUUGAUCGAUUUGACAAUGCAUGCGGGUAUUGAGCCUCGCUCCUUGGAAAGUCCGCCGACAGAGCUGUCCACUUCGGACGCAACCAACGUCAAUGACGAAGAGCGGGCGUUCAACGGUGGCUCCUCCUCGGGACAUUCCAAGACAUCAAGUUCAACGGAAGAGACAGAGCUGCAGCCCCGCGCGAGCUCCGUCGCAGGUUCAGCCUCCGGCUACGUGCGAAAGAAGACGUCGCAGCUACUGCAAGCGAUCACGCCCAACUCGUUGCCCGGCGAGGGACCGUUGGCCCCUCGUUUGCAGGCGUUGGUGGAUGCGUUUGCAAAUAGCGACAUCGCGGCAUCGCUGAAGGAAGAGAUUGCUGAGGUAUCGACGAACACGAAUGCGCCUCAGAGUGGCUCGAGCCAACUGCCUGAUGCGGCGUUCGAGACGAUGAUUACCAGGGGACGUAAGCGGGCAAGUUGGGGCACGCAGUUCCGCAUCCUGAGCGGGAGGGCAUUCAAGAACUUGUACCGAGACCCUGCUCUCCUUGCUGCCCACUACAUUGCCGCUGUUCUGGUCGCACUCAUGGGUGGAUUCUUCUUCCACAAUCUCUCGAACGACAUCGCAGGCUUCCAAAACCGACUUGGAUUUUUCUUCUUCACUCUCGCGCUCUUCGGCUUCUCUUGCUUGUCGAGCUUGAGUCUGUUCGCGAAUGAGAGGAUUCUAUUCAUGCGGGAACGUGCGAAUGGUUACUAUUCGCCGCUGACCUACUUCGCAUCCAAGGUUCUGUUCGACAUCCUACCAUUGCGUAUUGUCCCGCCGCUCGUGUACGGUGGCAUUGUCUACGGUCUCAUCGGUCUUGUGCCUGAAGUCGCAAUAUUCUGGAAGUUCAUCCUAGUGCUCGUGCUCUUCAACUUGACUACAGCUAGCGUGAUCCUCCUGUUGUCGAUCGCGUUCGCAAGCACCAGCGUGGCGAGCCUUGUUGGGACCUUGAUCAUGCUCUUCAACCUGUUGUUUGCUGGAUUGCUUAUCAACCGACAGACCCUUGGAAAGAAGUGGGAAUGGCUCAAUGUCAUGUCGUUCUUCCAUGCAGCUUACGAAGCUUUGGCCGUGAACGAGCUAAGGUACUUGCAACUAAGAGAGACCAAGUAUGGUGUGGACAUCGAUGUGCCAGCUGCGGCAAUUCUCUCGACCUUCGGACUGCAAUCACAGUCCUUCUGGUGGCCGGAUAUUGCCCUUCUCGGCAUUUUCUUUGGCUCGUUCACCAUCAUCAGCUACCUAAUCCUUCACUUCUACGUCAAGGAGAAGCGGUAGCAAAACAACGUUCGCGUCAUGUUGUGUGGCAUAGCGGAUGCGAUUGUCGAGACUCGAAUACGAGCUGUCCUAUGCAUAGUGACUGUAAUGGCUGUAUCAUUGUAAUAUUAUUGGCAUCUCGCAUCUCCCUCUCA
This is a messenger RNA of Fomitopsis serialis, 3445 nucleotides long. RefSeq lists its product as uncharacterized. The record is from RefSeq and is a predicted model, not a curated record. Bases 132 to 3311 code for a protein of 1059 amino acids. Gene Ontology annotation, cellular component: membrane. Gene Ontology annotation, molecular function: ABC-type transporter activity; ATP binding; ATP hydrolysis activity. Lineage: Eukaryota; Fungi; Basidiomycota; Agaricomycetes; Polyporales; Fomitopsidaceae. The transcript is spliced from 19 exons.